AAGCUGAAAAAAAAUAUAGAAUUAUUGAGAGAAGAAUGUUCAAAAUCAGAAGAAGACAUUUUGAACAAACGUUUUGCCCAUCUAUCUGAAAAUGAACAGAAUACUGGCCGAGCUAUACUUUCAGCUUCAAAAGUAAAAAAUUCUAGAGGAAGAAGGUACCAACUGCAGUGGAUUUAUAAAUGCAUCGUUCAUCGCAUUUAGAGUAAAAAAAAAAUUUUACCUUUAUCGUCUCUCCAAACUUUAGACAGAUAUACGAAGUUCAUGAAAAGUCAAUAUGGCUUUCAAAGUAAUGUUUUUUCUGGAAUUAAAGAAAAAACAAAACACAUGAAAUCUGAUGAACUUCACGGAUGUUUGUUAAUUGAUGAAAUGCAAUUAACAAAAUCUAUUCAUUUCAAUAGAACAUCAUUAAAAAUGGAGGGAUUUACGAAUCUGGGUGAUCAUACUCCAGAGCAUCAAAAAGGUGAAGCUGGAGAUCACGCUCUGGUCAUAAUGUUUCAGCCAUUUAAAGGAAAAUGGAUUCAAACAUUGGGGUGCUUUUUAAGCAAGAGAAGUGCGACGGGAACUGUCCUUCAUAAAAUAAUUGUUGAAGCAAUUAUUUUAAAUAUGAAAAUGCAGGACUUUACAUUGAUGUGGUUACGACAGAUAAAGCGACCUGGAACCGUAAUAUGUGGAAGCAGUUUGGAAUAACUGCUGAAAAUAUAAGUGUACAACAUAUUUG
Molecule: messenger RNA, 718 nt
Organism: Leptopilina boulardi
Lineage: Eukaryota; Metazoa; Arthropoda; Insecta; Hymenoptera; Figitidae
Exons: 2
Coding region: 262-687 (141 amino acids)
Source: RefSeq, a predicted model, not a curated record